CAGGCGGAGGGCGUGGCUAUGCUGAGGAGGCCGGCUGGCGGGUAAAGGAAGAAGAGGCUGCGUUCACUUCCAGUCAUUUAAUCACGACUCACGACCUCAACAGCAGCACUCGCGCGACCGAGACGUCUUGACGGCGGCUAGGGCGAUGUGAGUGGCGGGCUGCGAAUAAAGCAGAGCUUCUCUUCUUCGUCCUCUGAUUUCUACAACCAUCUCUCUCACACCGCUGAACUCGCCGCCGCCGCCGCCAGUAUGUCGGUGUUAGCCCUCCAAGAGUACGAGUUCGAACGGCAGUUUAACGAGGAGGAGGCCAUCCGAUGGAUGCAGGAGAACUGGAAGAAGUCCUUCCUUUUCUCCGCCCUCUACGCCGCCUGCAUCCUUGGCGGCCGUCAUGUCAUGAAGCAACGGGAAAAGUUUGAGCUGAGGAAGCCUCUGGUCCUCUGGUCCCUCACACUCGCCGUUUUCAGUAUAUUUGGCGCUGUCCGCACUGGAAGUUACAUGACGUAUAUCCUCAUGUCCAAAGGGCUAAAACAGUCGGUUUGUGACCAGAGCUUUUACAACGGUCCCGUCAGCAAGUUCUGGGCAUACGCAUUUGUGCUAAGCAAAGCACCGGAACUGGGUGACACGCUGUUCAUCGUGCUAAGGAAGCAGAAGCUGAUUUUCUUGCACUGGUAUCACCACAUCACCGUGCUGCUGUACUCUUGGUAUUCGUACAAGGACAUGGUAGCCGGCGGGGGCUGGUUCAUGACCAUGAACUACCUGGUGCAUGCCGUCAUGUACUCUUACUACGCGCUGCGGGCGGCCGGCUUCAAAGUGUCACGCAACUUUGCCAUGUUCAUCACGCUGACGCAGAUCACCCAGAUGCUGAUGGGCUGCGUGGUCAACUACCUGGUGUACUCGUGGAUGCAGCGAGGCCAUGAGUGCCCGUCGCACAUGCAUAACAUUGUUUGGUCAUCGCUCAUGUACCUCAGCUACUUUGUGCUCUUUGUGCAGUUCUUUUGGGGGGCCUACAUGGGCAAGACCAAAACGACCGCUGCUGUGAAAAAGACUGAGUAGAAAAAGAAAUGGAAUAAAAUGAGAACUGAUGGCGGGAUGAUAGGUGGACCACCAUGAUGAAGCCAUUCCAAGAUGAAGUUUAAUGAAAUAAAGUUCCUCUUUUAGUACUCCCAAACCACAUGAUAAAAAAUGGCCACAAACAUGUGUUUACUUGACUUUUUAAAGUGCUACAUAUGCAGGGUUGUUUUUGUCUCAUCUCUGUGCGUGUGUGUUGUUUUGUUCUUAUGUCAAUACAAAUAAAAGUUACUUUUCACCUUUUUCUCAA
Hippocampus zosterae (dwarf seahorse) is the source of this 1318-nucleotide messenger RNA. It is a transcript of the gene elovl6, whose product is annotated as ELOVL fatty acid elongase 6. Gene Ontology annotation, molecular function: fatty acid elongase activity. Gene Ontology annotation, cellular component: endoplasmic reticulum membrane; endoplasmic reticulum. The coding region runs from base 250 to 1053 and encodes 267 amino acids. The transcript is spliced from 4 exons. Gene Ontology annotation, biological process: fatty acid elongation, polyunsaturated fatty acid; very long-chain fatty acid biosynthetic process; fatty acid elongation, saturated fatty acid. NCBI's taxonomy places the organism in Eukaryota, Metazoa, Chordata, Actinopteri, Syngnathiformes, Syngnathidae. The record is from RefSeq and is a predicted model, not a curated record.